AUGGAUCAAAGCCAGGACCCGUGGGAUCCAACGGGAAACAAUACCCAACAGUACGUUUCAAAUCAGCCAACAGCAACAACGCAAGCUUCAGGUGCAUCAGAGACGCCGAGCCGGCCGACAAGACCUACAUAUACACCUUCCACAUCUACUUCGUCGAUUCCUCAAUAUCAUGCUGGAAGCAGUGGAGAUCACUCGCAUCUGCCUAAAAUCAAUAGACGGCCGGUUGGAGCUUCGAAAACACCAUCCGAGUCUAGUAAUUCGCCCACAGGUACAGCGGAAACAGGAACCGGGACGACAGACUCACUCAUCGGUGGGCGCGCCGGGACUCCACAGGACGAAGAACAUUACGAAGGAUAUUACGAUUUCCCAGGCCAUUUCGGACCAGAUUUUCAACCUGCUACCACUCUAUAUCCCAGCCAGCCGGCUGGACCUAUCAGAAUUUCGUCGCCAUCUUUUGAUGCCGCGGGUAACCCGCAGUCGCCCGAUGAAAGUGAUCCGGAGGCCGGUCGCACCUCGAUAGCAGCCCUUGCUGCUGGUGUUAUAGGAGCCGGGGCAGCAAUGCAAGGCAAUAUCACACUAAAUCCUUCCGGUCAACCAUCGUUCUUGCAAACCGGAAACCCCGAUUCUGAGGUUAUCAGAAAACCAACUAUGGCUAGGAGGUUAUUUGAUCGCGGAAGCUCAACGCUGCAAAGGAUGAAGACAGGAGCGAAUAGGAAAUCAAAUCCUAUUGGAGAUGGUGCUUAUUUGAAGCUCCAAGAUCAAGACGAGGAAGAUGAAGAUUCUUCUUAUGGUGGGACAGGGUUUGAUGUUACGUCUUAUGAUAGUUUCCCGCUCUAUAACGACGACAAAGGGUCGGCUACAUCAUAUGGGAGCCGAGGAAUCGAGCUUCGUGGUCUUAAACAUCAGGGUAGUGCUAUAGAUCUGAGCGAUCACGAAAGGUCUUAUGCAAUCAGAAGCGGUGGAACAUUCUACGGACAGGAACUCGCCAUCCCAGUUGAUCUCGAUCCUCCAAACUGGCGUCCGUGGGAAAUGGACUGGCCAUACCUCACAUUCUUGAACCUUUUAAGUUUCGGUCUUGCAGGUGUAACAGAAUACCUGAUUCAAUUGUCGGACUCCAUAGGCGAGAAAGGUUUGAUCCAGUACAAAACAGCAAGGGAGGUCCCUAUCGACGAGUGGAUAGCUUGGAAAUACACACCAACGAUUGUGGGUGUGAUAUUCGGUGUUUUAUGGCAGGUUACAGACACUGAGGUGAAACGAAACGAGCCAUACUACCAAAUGUCAAGACCCAACGGUGCUAUCGCCAAAAACUCACUGAACGUUGAUUAUUUCGAAUUCCUUAGCUUCUUGACACCAUUCCAAGGAAUAAAGUACCGACAGUGGGCAGUAGCAUGCAGCGCCAUCUGCUACUUUAUAUCUUAUGCCAUCGUUCCAAAUUUGCUUGGAGCUCUGCUCGAUACCGAAGACCUGAGCGAUGAAGAAAAAGCGGGCGGUAAUGAGAAAUACCUACGAGUCGACUCUAGGUACGCUAGACCUCUAGAAGCAAUGUUUCUCGUCGUUGCUAUUGCCGGGGUGUGUCUACAAGUUCUUCUCAUGCGCCGUAAAAGCGGUCUCGUGGGUGAUGUCUCUGGUAUUGCGGGUAUUGCAGCUAUGGCCAACAAAUCCCAUAUUCUCAUGGACUUCAAGGGGCUUGACGAAGCCGACGAGAGACAAAUCCAUGACCAUCUCGCGAAACGCAGAUACCGACUUCAUAAAAUGUCCCUGUAUCUUGGUGCUGACGUUGCCAUGGCCGACCGCCCCGAGUUUCACGAGUCAAAACGGAAAAAGAUCAAGAAGGAAUCUCCAAAUCACCCCAUAUUCACCUUUCUUACUGCAAUCCCUUUCGCAGCUUUCCUCAUGUCCAUUCUGGCUAUCAUGCCAAUUCUUUCCUUCACCGAUGGUGGCAAACGUUUUAUCGACAAAGUUCCUUUUACCGCUACUUUCCUCGGUAUUCUUAUCAAAUCUAUUUGGGAGGUUCUCGACAAGCAACUUCGUAUCAUUCAACCUUUUCGCACACUUAGUCUUGGUAACGCGAUGCCGAAUGUCCUCACCCUUGACUACACCGGUACCAUUCCCGGGUGGGUCACCAUUAAAGCAAUACAAAAUCGCCACUGGCUUCUUGCUCUCGUAACAUUCAACUCCGUACUCAUCGAGAUAUUGACUGUUACAAUGGGUUCUUUCCUCAAUCGUUCAGCCGAUGAUGAGGAAACUGUCACUUCUAUCCGAGUCUCUUUCGCAUUGGCGACGGUAAUCUGUACUGGUCUCAUUGCAACUCUCUUCCUUACCGUCAAGCGCCGCAGAGUUCCAUUCCUCCCUAGACAAGCCGGAACAAUCGCGUCAGUUCUUACUUUCAUUCACCAAAGUAAGAUGGUUACAGAUUUCGAAUCCAUGGAGCAAUGGCCAACAUGGAAGAGAGAAGCUAAACUCAUGGAGAUCAACAAACGCUACGCGUUUGGUUGGUUCAGUGGCAGAGAUAAGCAGAUUCACCUGGGUAUUGAUCAAUGCCCGAUCAGCAGCAAGUAUGAGUAUGGAAAGGAUUACAAACAAGGAGUGGUCGCUACUGUUGGAGACUAUGAGUACUACUAA
This is a messenger RNA of Orbilia oligospora ATCC 24927, 2622 nucleotides long. RefSeq lists its product as uncharacterized. The coding region runs from base 1 to 2622 and encodes 873 amino acids. The record is from RefSeq and is a predicted model, not a curated record. The transcript is spliced from 3 exons. Lineage: Eukaryota; Fungi; Ascomycota; Orbiliomycetes; Orbiliales; Orbiliaceae.